Molecule: messenger RNA, 411 nt
Organism: Babesia bigemina
Lineage: Eukaryota; Apicomplexa; Aconoidasida; Piroplasmida; Babesiidae
Product: N-ACETYLGLUCOSAMINYL-PH OSPHATIDYLINOSITOL DE-N-ACETYLASE, putative
Exons: 1
Coding region: 1-411 (136 amino acids)
Biological process (GO): GPI anchor biosynthetic process
Cellular component (GO): endoplasmic reticulum
Molecular function (GO): N-acetylglucosaminylphosphatidylinositol deacetylase activity
Source: RefSeq, a predicted model, not a curated record
AUGUUUUUGACUCCGUUGCUGGAGGUGCUAAGCGGUACCCCGUUAAUCGUGGAGGGAAGGGUGCGUGUGGAGUUGCUUUCGCUGACUAAGGGUGAGUUGCGUUAUGAAUGCGAUAAACGUGCAUACGCAUCAGGUGACUUUGCGGGUCUCGGAGACGUGCGCACUGCGGAGCUGUAUGCGCUGUGCCGUAAGUACAGGAUGAACUGUAGUGUGGUGGACGAGAGUGAGUGGCAGGACGGCCCCGCCGCGUGGGACGUCGAGAAGGUCGCCGAGCGCAUCGAGGCGUUCGUGAAGGAGCGCCGCGUCGCCGUCAUUUUCACCUUCGACCGCCAAGGCGCAUCCGGCCACCCCAACCACAUCAGUGUACACAAGGCGGCGACCAUGAAUCCCAUUAGAAGUCCGGUUAUGUAA